AGAGAGCAUAGUUUAGAACAAACAUGUCGAAGUAGAAACGCAACAAAGAUCUCAGAAAACCCUAGUAAACUCAAAAACCUCCAUAGCAAAGAAGCAAAUUGCUGUAAGAUUUGUGAUAGAGAAGAUGGGAGAAUCGGAGGCAAAAUCAGAGACAACACUGAAAGAUCAGGGAAAUGAAUUCUUCAAAGCUGGAAACUAUCUUAAAGCGGCAGCUUUGUACACACAAGCAAUCAAGAAAGACCCAUCAAAUGCCACUCUUUACAGCAAUCGCGCUGCAGCAUUUUUGCAUCUGGUUAAACUUAGCAAAGCCCUUGCUGAUGCCGAAAUGACGAUCAAUCUGAAACCAGAGUGGGAAAAGGGUUAUUUCAGGAAAGGAUGCAUACUAGAGGCUAUGGAACGCUACGAUGAUGCCUUGGCUGCUUUCCAGAUUGCAUCAAAAUAUAAUCCACAAAGUUCGGAAGUAUCCAAGAAGAUGAAGACACUUACACAGCUGGCUAAAGAUAAGAAGCGAACUGAAGAACUGGAGAACAUGAGAUCCAAUGUUGACAUGGCAAAACAUUUUGAUGCAUUGAAAUCUGUACUGUCUGAAAAAUAUGGAGCUGAAGAUGGCUGGAAAGAGUUUUUCUCUUUCCUUGUUGAAACAGUAGAGAAUGCUGUUAAGUCAUGGCAUGAAACUUCAAAAGUGGAUCCUAGAGUUUACUUUCUUCUGAACAAGGAGAAGACAGACACGGAGAAGUAUGCUCCAGCUGUUAAUAUAGAUAAGGCUUUUGAGUCACCCCAUACGCACAGCAAUUGUUUUGCAUUUCUUCGACAAUAUGCUGAAGAUUCGUUCGCUCAAGCUUCCUGUUUAGUGACACCAAAAAGUAUCAUAUCUUAUCCACAGGUAUGGAAAGGUCAAGGAUCAAGAAAAUGGAAGCAUGGUCAAAAUGAUGGAAUUUUUGUCCAAUUUGAAUCUCCUUCAGUGCGGAGGUUGUGGUUUAUCCCUAGCUCCACUGAGAAAGGCAAAACAUUAUGCAGGGAUCCGGUGCCUUUGGAUAUUGGUGCACAUGAAAUUCUUCCGCGUGUAUUCAAGCAAGUAUAGUUAAGAUAAUUGCAGUUCCAUAUCUUGGGUCGGCUCUUCGUGUUGGGGAGAAAUUGGGCCUGUUAUCUACGAGGAAAAGCAAGAACGGUCCAUCACAUCUUUGGUUUCAUCCGAUUUAAAUUUCCUUGCACUGAGGUCUAAAUUUUCAUUGGACUGGCGCAAUAUGGGCAAAACUGUCAAACUCUGCAGUUCUCUUAUAUUGGUGAGGUUAUGUUAGCUGUCAAGAUAUCAAAAUGUUUUGAAGUUUUCCUAUAGUAGAUCAGAAUUUCCUAGUGUCGCGUAACCUCUUGUGUAUUUUCAUUUUACUUUCACUUUGUUGUUGGCUGUUUGAUGCCGGUAGUGAGUUUCUUAGAUGUCAUUUUUUCAAUCGUUUUCAGAUUGAAACUCUUGUAAAUUUGCGCGGCUAGAAGCAAUGUUGCUGUUGUUACACCUUAACUUGAUUUCUCUCUCUCUGAAAGUACAUUGGAAUUUGUUUUACAAUGUAUCCAGCCCCUUUUUAACUUC
This is a messenger RNA of Solanum dulcamara, 1585 nucleotides long. RefSeq lists its product as uncharacterized. The record is from RefSeq and is a predicted model, not a curated record. Gene Ontology annotation, molecular function: Hsp90 protein binding. Bases 125 to 1081 code for a protein of 318 amino acids. Lineage: Eukaryota; Viridiplantae; Streptophyta; Magnoliopsida; Solanales; Solanaceae. The transcript is spliced from 8 exons.